UCGUGAUGUUUCAUAUGCUGCCGGCUCUUUUUCUCACUCUCUUAUUGAUCUUUUAUUAGAAUAUAUCCGGACUUAUUUACAGGCAACAUAUGUUUCGCCAAUAUAAAUAUUCACUGUUUACAUUUUUUUUUACAUUUUCACUCAGAACAGUAAGGAGGUACUUGGUGAUGAUGCAAUGUUUAUAUGGAACAAAAUUUGGACUGUCUUCGUGCCAAAAAAUAUUUUUAAAAACCUUUUGAUAACAAAAUAAUCCAUCAAACAAUACUACUUUAUCGCAGGAUUAAUAACAAAACCUAGAUUGAAAGAUAAAGAGUGUUAAUUCGGCUAUAAAGGCAUUUCGUUUGGCAGAUAUAUAUAUAUAUAUAUAUGUGUGUGUAUGUUUACGAGCUUAACUUUGGUUGUACAAGAUUGAUAAUAUUUACAGAGAUUUGUUUUUGAUGAUUUAAAAUUUUAAAAAGUAGACAGGGACAUUUUAAAAGUUUUAAAUUUUUAUUAUUCUAAAACUGUUCUAUGACAAGUUUGAAGGCUAUGUCAGGGAAACUGAGAGAUAUGUCAGACUUUGAUGGCGUAAAAACACACGACAUAACAGAUAGAGGUACAGAGAAGUACGGGGAUGGAGACCACAAAGAUGACAAGAAAAAGUAUGGUGUGGCAUGGUACAAGGAUGAAUCGCAGAACAAGGGACAGUACCCAAUGGAAGAUGAGAACCCAAAUGAGAGUCUGGUCCAAGAUGUAUCAAGUACAGCUGUGUUGACACCACUUGAUGAUGACCUUGUUGGUAAUGUUACAGACGUACCGGACCGUGGCAACUGGGGCGGUAGAUUCGACUUCCUUAUGUCAUUGCUCGGGUACUCUGUGGGGCUGGGUAAUGUGUGGCGCUUCCCGUACCUCGCCUAUAGUAAUGGAGGAGGUGCAUUUGUGUUUCCGUUUGUACUGAUGUUGUUUCUGCUGGGUCUUCCACUGAUGUUUCUGGAGCUGUCGUUUGGCCAGUUUGCAGGACUCGGACCUGCUGUGGUGUUUGGCAGAUUCUGUCCCCUCUUCCAUGGUCUUGGUUAUGGCAUGAUCUUCAUAUCUGCGAUUGUCUCCCUUUAUUACACAGUGAUCAUAGCCUGGUGUAUAUUAUACCUGUUUAUGUCUAUUAGAAGUGAACUUCUCUGGGAAAGAUGCCAUGAACCCUGGGCUUCAGAAAACUGUUACAGUUAUCUUGAUGCUGAUGAAUGUGAAGUGACGAAUGGAAGUAUGUACUACAAGAGCGUGUGUUAUAACAGUACUGAAGUUGAAGCAAAAAAUAUUUCUUUACUAGCUCAAGCAGUUACCAAACACGCCCCUGCUCAAGAUUAUUUUUAUCAAGGUGUAUUACAUGUGUCAGAUGGUAUAGAUCAUAUGGGAUUACCACAAUGGCCUAUUCUGCUUUGUUUAGCUGCAGCAUGGACUAUGACAUUUCUCGCCCUUUCUAAAGGAGUAAAAUCUUCUGGAAAGGUUGUUUAUUUCACAGCUCUGUUCCCCUACGUGGUAUUAUUUAUUCUCUUUUUCCGUGGAAUUACUCUUCCGGGUGCCAAACAGGGAAUUUUGUAUUAUAUCACACCAAGAUUUGAAAAGCUUGGAAAUGCUAAGGUGUGGUCAGAUGCUGCUGCUCAGAUUUUCUUUGCUUUAAGUCCAGCAUGGGGAGGCCUGAUUACUCUCUCUAGUUAUAACAAGUUUCAUAAUAACUGUCUCAAAGAUACUUUGAUUGUGGCGUUUGGUAAUAUAGGUACCAGUCUAUUUGCCGGUUUUGUUAUAUUUGCCAUUAUUGGAUAUCUUGCUCAAGAACUCAAUAUGAACAUUGAAGAGGUCGUAGACCAAGGUGCUGGUCUAGCAUUUAUAGUGUACCCUGAUGUUGUUACACGUCUACCAUUAUCACCACUGUGGGCGAUAUUGUUCUUCGUCAUGAUGAUAACAUUGGGAAUGGGCAGUGAGUUUGCAUUAUUAGAGACGUGUAUGACAGCAGUACAGGAUACAAUGCCAUCAUUGAGACAGAAGAAAACAUGGGUUGUACUUGUUGUCUCAAUACUUGGCUUCCUUGGUGGAGUAGCUGUCACCUGUGAGGGAGGUAUGUAUGUGUUACAAUUGAUGGACACAUACGUAUCAAGCUGGUCUGUAUUUGUAAUGGCUGCCACAGAAAGUAUUAUAUUUGGAUGGAUCUAUGGUACAGACAGGUUCCUUCAGGAUGUUGAGCUGAUGAUUGGUUCUAUGAGAAGAUGGAGAUUGUUCUUCAAACUGUUCUGGCAGUUUCUUUCACCAUUUACUCUCAUUGCUGUAUUUAUAUUCAACUUGAUCCAGUAUACCCCAAUCACUUACGGUAAAUACAAGUACCCGGCCUGGGCUGAUGGUCUUGGCUGGAUCCUGGCUCUGUUCCCGUUAAUGUGGAUAUUUGGCUCUAUGAUCUGGAAAAUAACAACUGUCAAGGAGGAUAUGACAUUGUUAGAGAAAGUGAAGUUCCUUCUAAAGCCUAGCCCAGAAUGGGGACCAGCUCAUAAAGUACCUAAGUUUGAUCUUCAGGAUAUCGAGGGCGAGAAAAAUAUAGAAAACCCAAAUUUCAUUAGCAGUAAUGACAGUGUAACUAAGAUAUAAACAGCAUUCAGACAACGUUAGACAAGAAGGGUUGCUACGCUACAGAAAGAAAUGGAUAAAGAAUGGAAAAUAAAGAUAAAGAAUUUUGGUGACUUAGUUGAAGAAUUAAGUAAAAAAGAUAAAAAGUAUAUGAUUCUUGCUAGGAAAGUGUAGCAGUCUUAUUUUGUGAUUUAUAGAUAGUUAAUUUUCUACUUUUUUUUGUGAUGGAAUUGAUUUGAACUUCUAAUUUUAUACAAAUAACUCCUACUUAUGACUCUUAACUUUGUUGGAUAGAAUAAACUAUUGUUUUUGUUAUUUAUUUAUAUAAAGUAUUGAAUGAAAAAAUCCUACUGUUAUAAAGGUUUAAAUGUUCAAAAUUUUCCUGGUAGAUUUUAACAGUUUCAAGUAAAGACUGCUUUAUUUUACAAGUGGAAUCUAUAUUUUUGAUACAGAUGAAUAUAUGGUAUUAUGAACAAAGAAAUAAGAAUUCAAGUUGAUGGGAAAAGAAUUUGAAACAGAAAGAAGUUAACAGGUAUAAUGUAAAAAGUUUUAUGACAGAUUUUUGAAACAAAGAUUAGAAAUGCUAAGCAACCUUUUCAUAUAAUAAGCACCUUAAAGUUGGAAGACAAAACCACCUUAAGGUGUAGUUACCAGAGCUGUUUGCUGUAUCUGCACAAGCUGGUCAUUUACACCCCAAGUAUACAAGACCAUCACUAAAAUGACCAGAGGGUUAGCGGGCCAAGUAACGGGCUCAUUUAGGGGUGCUUUAACAAAGAAGUUAUAUAAUUUAUGAAUAAAGAAUUUACAUAUGUAGGCAAGUUUAGUUUAGAUUAGAAAGAAAUGAAAUUUAGAAAAGAAAAAUUUUAUUAAUAAGGAUUUCGAGAGGCAUUACUUCAGUCUAUUACAUCUUUAUGCAGAAGAUACACCUUUAGUACCAAUUGAAUUACAUUGAUAUAAUUUUGAUUGCAUUUAACACAUCUUUUGAUGUAAAAAAAAAAAAACAAAUGACAAAAAAGCCAGAUAAAUUCUCAUAAACGCAUUUGUCAAAGAUUUUCAUUGUAUGGUCGAAUCAUUUGAGGCAAUAUUAAAGAUGCAAAUAAACUCAUUAAAGAUUUUUUAACUUGUUUUAUUGAUAAUUGUUCUCUCGGUAAAUUUUUAUGUCCCCCUUAGAAGAAGGAGGGGUAUAUUGUUUUGCAGAUGUCGGUCGGUCAGUACGUAGACCAAUCCGUUUCUGGAUGAUAACUCAAGAACACUUGGGCCUAGGAUAGGGAGGUUGGUCAUCACCAGCAGAUGACUCCUAUUCAUUUUGAGAUCAUUAUGUCAAAGGUCAAGGUCACAGUGACCCAGAACAGUUAAACGUUUUCCAGAUGAUAACUCAAGAAAGCUUGGGCCUAUGGUCAUGAAAGUUGAUAGGGAGGUUGGUCAUGACCAGCAGAUGACCCCUAUUGAUUUUGAGGUCAGUGGGUCAAAGAUCAAGGUCACAGAGACCUGGAACAGUUAAACGGUUUCCGGAUGAUAACUCAAGAAUGCUUGGGCCUAGGAUUGUAAAAAUUGAUAGGAAGGUUGGUCAUCACCAGCAGAUGACCCCUAUUGAUUUUGAGGUCAGUAGGUCAAAGGUCAAGGUUACAGUGACCCGGAAAAGUUAAAUGGUUUCCAGACGAUAACUCAAGAAUGCUUGGGCCUAGGAUCAGGAAAAUUGAUAGGGAGGAUGGACAUGACCAGCAGAUGACCCCUAUUGAUUUUGAGGUCAGUAGGCCAAAGGUCAAGGUUACAGUGACCCGGAACAGUUAAACUGUUUCCAGACGAUUACUUGAGAACGCUUGGGCCUAGGAUCACAAAACUUGAUAGGGAGAUUGGACAUGACCAGUAGGUGACCCCUAUAGAUUUUGAGGUCAGUAGGCCAAAGGUCAAAGUCAUAUUGACCCGGAACAGUUAAACCCUUUCUGGACGAUAACUUCAGAACGCUUGGGUGUAGGAUCACGAAACUUUAUAGGGAGGUUGAUCAUGACCAGCAGAUGACCCCUGUUGAUUUUGAGGUCAGUAGGUCAAAGGUCAAGGUCACAUUGAACCAGAACAGUAGAACUUUUGUUUACAGUGAGCAAAUAAUUUCUGUUCCUUGUGCAAUUACUGAAUGCAUCAAGGGGGGCAUUUCGUGUUCUACGAGCUCUUGUUUUUAGAAGUUUUGUUUCUUUCUGGCUUUGUUUGAUUCAAGAUCUUGUUCUACUGUUACUUCCUGCAGACAAAUUUGGUUUGUGAAAGUAUGGUAGUAGGACAUUUGUCCACCCAGUGAAAAGAAACUACUGGGGGGCAAGUGUCCAGCAGUCCACUUUUUCAUUGGGGCUGGGGUGGCAAAUGUCCUGAGGGGCAAAUUUUGUGCAAGCUAAAAUCUUGUAAUAGUCUGUGUGGUAUCUGCUGGAAAUUACAGUAAUACACAUUAUUUUAAAUGAUUCUUUUUCAAGACAUUGUGCUAAGACUAAAUGCUUGUCUUUUUUUUUGCUCAGGGUUCAUGUAUACUUGAUGUGUAUUUAAUUUAAGAAUAAACGUUCUGAGCAGAGUACAUGUUUAUGUAUGGAAGCUUAAAAUAUACUGUAGAGAAAGAAUGUAUUUGCAACCAGUGUGAAGUCCUAAUUUUCUCAUCCCACAAAUCAUUGCAUUUUCAACAUUAUCUGUUGCAUAAGUUUUGAGGGCAUAUAGCAAACACGGGCUAUCUGCCUUUUUAUAAAUGAUGAUAAGGCCUUUUUGUAUAAAGCCAUUGCUGAGUGUUGUUGUCUGAUUUCAUUGCAUAUAAGCAGAUAGCACUUUGAAGCUGUCACUUGUUUUAUACUUGCAGAAAAGCUUUUUAGAUAAUUUGCAUAAUAUUUUCUAAACAAGCUAAUUGAAAAUUGUCCUGCAUUUCUAUUUGUUUUCUGGUGCUGACAUAGUUUAUCGUAAAUAUUUUUUUUAAAAUUCAUGUUUUUAAUGUACUGACUUAAAGGGACAGAUGGCUGCUAAAACCCGCAAUUACAUUGAAAAUUUAAAAAAAAUGUGCCAAUGCAGAAUUAUUUUGAAUAGUGCUCUCUUAAAACAAAAGUGCUAGAAUGAAAAAUAUUUAGUAGUGAGGUCAUAUAAAUAGUGCUGUUUUCUUUUCUUUCUGUUUUUUGGUAUUGAUUUCUGUAUUUUUAUUUUUUGUGCUGUUUUUAUGCUGAGUAGUGCUUGUUUUAGAUUUUUUGUUGUAAAUUCAAAUAACUAUUUAAUUAUCAUUUGAAUUAUGAAAGUACAAGAAAAUGACUAACACAUCGAGGAUGAACUUACUGCCUUUCUGGUAGCCACUGUAUAAAAUAUUCUUUUUAUGGCUGCGGAGUAUAAGGUAGAUGUGGCAGUUUAGUGGAAAGGGAGAAAAUACAGAGGCUAAUUAAGGCCAGGUUAGAUAACUUUUUCCAUUAAAUAUUGACACUGUUUCAUUUGAACAGCCGGUUACUUUAAGCCUUAAGACAGCAAGAUCAUAAUCAUGAACUCUUCGUCCAGUGAAUUUAUACAGUUAUGUGCCAAAUUAAACUUGUUAUGUGAACGUAAAUUUGGCACAUAACUGUACAAUUCAUAAAUUUGAUAGAAUAUUUGUCGUUUUUCUGUGACAUGCCUAUAUACUGUUAUGUAUAUUGCUUCUGUUUUAGUAUCAUUCUCAGCUUCUUAGAAUCUCAGUGUGGUGUUAUAUACUUGACAUAUACUUUGCUUACAUCUGCCUAGAUAUACAUAUAUAUAUGUAUUACAUUUACUCUUGUUGUUGUUGUUGUUUACAACUUGUUUUUGGUUUUGUUUUUUGUUAGCUCUACACGAUUAUAAACAUUUUUCAACACAUCACUGUUAAGUUUAUUUACAUAUACAAACAUACAUCAAUACAUACAUUGAUACAUACAUACAUAUGAGAAGGCCUCAGUUUUUUAUGGAAAUGUUUAUAGUGGAGUCUAGUAUGUCCAUGUCAAAGGCAAAUUUGUGAACAUUUAUGUCUACAUAUUGAAUAAUGAAGAUAUUUUAUCCCAUUAAGACAUUUAUAAUUUAUAUUUCCAUAUAAACUGUUUAAACGAUGGUUUUAGCCCUCCUGCUUACCUUAAUAGAGAGAGCACAGACCUGCUGAUUGCAGGGUUCUGAGUUUGAUCCCAGGGUGAGGCUUAAUCGAAGCAUGUGUACUAUGAAAAGAUUUUUUGAAUUGGUUUGUGCUUUAAAUAGAAUAUAUACAUCAGAAUUUGUUAAGCCAUCUAUACAGUCAAGGAAAUUUGAAAAAAGAAUAAAAGCAUUUCAAGAUUUAUGAAGACAAGUAUUAAUAUUCUUAUCUUACAGAAUUAACAUCUUACAGAAUCUCUGUAGGGUUCAUUUAAGCUUUACAGGUUUCUCUUUAAUGUCAUUUUCAAAAUGAUCUGGUUGGUUGAUUUGGGUUCAACGCCAUUUUUCAACAGUAUUUCAGUUAUGUAACGGCAGGCAGUUAACCUAACCAGUGUUUCUGGAUUUUGUACCAGUACAAACAUGUUCUAUGCAAGUAACUGCCAACUUUCCCACAUGAAUCAGAGGUGGAGGACAAAUGAUUUCAGACACAAUGUCUUUUAUCAAAUCGUCGAAGAGAACAUACGCCUCGCCCAGGGCUUGAACUAGCGAUCCGUAGAUCUGCGCUCUCCCUAUUAAGCGAAGUGGGCGGGCUCAUAUUUUUUUUAUUUUUUUUUUUCAAAAUGAAUAAAUAAUUCACUUAAGGUUCAUGUUAGAUAUUAUGUUACACUCCGAAGAAUUUUCAAUUUGGAAUUACAGAGUUUCAUUUGUCUAUUGGUCACAUCACUAAAGAAUCAAGGAAGCAUCUGGAAAAAAAACUGCCAAAAUUCCAUUGGGGACUAAGUAACAAAAUUCCUUAAUACUAUACUUUUUGUUGAAUCUCAUAUAACAUGUAAUGUUGGUGUGAACAGAAACCUUAUCAGAUGAAUCUCAUUCUCAGUAAUAUUUUUAUGUUUAAAUAUUUAAUCUACUCACAGUGAGGGUAACAUCACUGAAUACAAAAUGUAUAUUUCUGCAAAAUGUAUGUAUGCUUGUAAAUAUAUCUCCAGUAAUGUAGAUCUUUUUAUCUGUUUUCUAGGAUAUAUAACAUAAUAUUUGCAGCACUGGAUAAAUGUUGUCAAUGUUACUGAAAGAAAACAUAACUGUUAUGAUAUAAUGAUAUGCUGUGAAACAAAAGUGGAGUAUUUUUUCACCUAGAUAGGAAAUACAUGGGCUGUUUAAUGUGCAGACUCCAUUGUACUUCUUACUCCGAUGAAAACUACAAAACUUUGUUUCAUUCAUUAAAUACUAACAAGUAAGAUGUUGAAUUAUUAAUUGAAAGCUUGGAAGCAUGUUUUUAUUGUAUUGUAUUUCCUAUAUGUUGCAACAAUUUUAUACACAACAUAUACCUUUCCUGAAAAUAGCCCUUUUCUUGCAUAAAUUCUAGAUCUUUGAAAUGAACAUGUGUAUUAAAAAAUGAUACGAGUUUAAGAUUGUAUCUUAAGUAUAUAGUGUCUUAUGACCGCAUACGGUCUGUUUAUUUUGAAUGAUCUCCUUAUUUAGUUCUCUUAAGCCCUCCUUGGGUAGCUAUUCUGUACUGACUUGGUUGGCGGGUGUUUUUACUUACAACUAUAUUUUAAAGCUUGUUUAUAUUUUGUUGUUUUAUCAUAUGAUGACAAUAUUUACAUGUAAUUCUGUUUGUUUUAUGGUCUUAAAGAGAAUUUAUCAUUUAACUUGGGUAAGGUAUAUUUUAAAACAUGAUAUUUUAAUUAUUAUUUUAGAACAAACUUAUUAUUUUACCUUUUUGAAAUGUUAAAUGAAAGUAUGUUGUAUUUCACCUUAUUGCAUGUCAUUUAAACUUUAGAAUUUAAAUUUAUUUUUUAUCAUUUUUUAAACCUUGAAUUAUGUACUAGUUUGAAACUGCUGUUAAUGCAUUUACAUUUCAUUUGUGACCCAUUUCACCAGAAUAUUUUAUUCAGUUUGUAUGACAGGAAUUGCACAAUUUACUUACCUAGUUUAUUUGAUAGGCAGCUAUAAGUGAUGUAUGAUGCAUUUUUGUUUGAUUAUUAACACAUCAAAGUAACCUUUUCACAUUUUCCCUUGUUAUAUAUAUUCAGUAUUUAGUUGAGUAUCAGUAAAACCCUGAAUUCUCAACACUGCACUGGCAUUUUCAUGAAUGCCUGUAAGAAGGUUAGUAAAGAAUGAACUUACUACUGCCAUGUAUUUCCAUAUCAAAGAAUUCAGAUAUCUUGCACAUCCACAUAUAAAUCUCACAAAAUGUGUAUUAAGUUGUGUUGGUUUUAUGUCAUAGGAUACAUUUAUUAGCAUCAAAAAUCAUGUGACAUAACCCAGCUGUUGAUAAACAUUUUUCAUACAAGUUGAAUUAAGAAAUGGUAAAAUUUUCAUGUGAAAUAACUGCAUUUCUAGUGUUCAUAUGAAAAUUAUCAACCUUCCUUUUAAAUCUUCAGUGUCACACUUUCCUGACUUUCUCUUAUUUUUGAGAAUAUGUAUGAUGUAAAUAGGAUUUGUAAUACUUUAUGUACAAUAUUUGCACUCAAAAGAACUGCAAUGUCAUCUGAAUAAAUAAUAAUAAUAUUCAAGAUAAAUUUGUUUAAACUUACUAUUACAGCACUUGAAGCCCACAGGCAGCAGUAAAGUGCCACAGACUAUGAAACAACAACUUUAAUAUAAAGAAAGAGAUUCCUGCCAACAAAUAGAUCUGUCUCUUCUUAAGCAAGAAAAUUUUAAGUUCAUUGCAGUUCUUUUGCAUUUGGUGAUGGGGUUUUUGUUUUGCUGUUUCCUUUUAUUCUAGACUUUCAUAGAUUUUGGGUGAGAGACAGUGUGACCUGUAUGCUUUAUUUUUGUUUUACUGCAGAUUAGGCUUUUCCUAUCUCCUCUCCAUCAGGUUAUACUUCAUUCUAUUCAUUUCAAAUUGUAUUUAAAUAUUACUGAGUAGUGAAUACCUACAUAGUGUGAUAUAUAUAUAUAUAUAUAUAUAUAUAAGUUGGAAGACAUAGUACAGGCCUGUGAUUUCUCAGGGCUGGUCCUGAUUUCAGGCUUCUAGGUGAGAGAAUUUCCCUAUAAAGUAUAAUUCAAUUGAAAAAAAAGAACAUUUCAGGUUUCAGAAUGUCACUGAAACCUGAAAUUUUGAAGCUUUUUUGAUUUUUGACUGAAUCCUGGGCCUGAUAAUAAAAGAAAUUUCCUUGAGAUUUACUCCUUAUCAUUUACAUGCAAACCAUGGGAUGUGUUGUACAGACAAAAUUUUAUAUUAAAAAUCAUUGAUUUCACCAGGGCAUUCUAAUCAUACAGAUUUCACAUCACAAAUAAAAAGUUGGCAUUAAAUACAACUAAAUAAAGUUAGUUUUUGUAGUAUUUUAAGUUGACAUAAUAAGAAAAAUAGUAACAUUUUUAAAAUGGAAUGAAAUAUUACCAUAUACUUUGUAACAUAGUUUUUGUAGUAUUGAAUAUAUUUUUGUACCCCCCGACAACAAAGUUGUAAGGGGGGGUAUACUGGUUUCAGGUUGUCUGUCUGUCUGUCCGUCUGGCCGUCUGUCCGUAGACGCAAUCUUGUGCGCACCAUCUCUCCUUAUCCCCUUGACAGAAUUUAAUGAAACUUCACACAAGUGAUCAGUACCAACAGUAGUUGUGCAUGGGGCAUGUUAGGUUCUUUUAGAAAAAAAAUUUGCAGAGUUAUGGGACUUUGUUUUUUUGUUACUAUACUAUAUACAUAGACACAAUCUUGUGCGCACCAUCUCUCCUCAUCCCCUUGACACAAUUUAAUGAAACUUCACACAAGUGAUCAGUACCAACAGUAGUUGUGCAUGGGGCAUGUUAGGUUCUUUUAGAAAAAAAUUUGCAGAGUUAUGGGACUUUGUUUUUUGUUACUAUACUAUAUACAUAGACACAAUCUUGUGCGCACCAUCUCUCCUCAUCCCCUUGACACAAUUUAAUGAAACUUCACACAAGUGAUCAGUAACAACAGUAGUUGUGCAUGGGGCAUGUUAGGUUCUUUCAGAAAAAAAAUUUGCAGAGUUAUGGGACUUUGUUUUUUUGUUACUAUACUAUAUACAUAGACACAAUCUUGUGCGCACCAUCUCUCCUCAUCCCCUUGACACAAUUUAAUGAAACUUCACACAAGUGAUCAGUAACAACAGUAGUUGUGCAUGGGGCAUGUUAGGUUCUUUCAGCGACAAAAAUUGCAGAGUUAUGGGACUUUGUUUCUUGUUAACAUACUAUGUACAUACAGUCUGCAUAUGCAAUCUUGUGCGUGCCUAAUCUACCAAACCCUUACACACAAUUUAAUGAAACUUCACACAAGUGAUCAGUACCAACCCUAGUUGUGCAUGGUGCAUGUUACAUUCUUUUAGAUAAAUAUUCUGCAUAGUUAUGGGACUUUGUUUUUUGUUACUAUACUGUAUACAUACAGUCUAUAUACAUACAGUCCACAUAAUUAUGCAAUCUUGUGUGCGUUAAAUUGCAAUGUACUGUGUCAGUGCAUGCGGGGGGUACAUUCAUCACCUUUAGUGAUAGCUCUAGUUUCUCCUAAAUUCUCUGUGUAGACAAUCUGUUUGUAUGUUCUGUCGUAUUCAGUUUGAAUGGAUAACUUUUAGUAUCAUUAAAACUUAUCAGUUAAGGGAACUAUUUUCAGCUGAACAUGAUUUUACAUUAAUUUUUGUGUUACUCCAAAAAUAGAUAUCGGUACACUUGUUUAUUAUGCGAUGUCUUUCCAUAAAGUCACUAGACUUUACAUUAGGUCGAAUGCAUAAGCCCGUGGAAUUUUGGUUUGUUAGCACACAACUUGGAAUAAUAUCACAAAAGUAGUUCACUGGUUUGUUCACAAAGUAGUUCCUCUUAAUUGGUUCAUUUUUCCCUAGUGAAAAAAAAAAUGUAAAUGAAAAAAAAAUCAAGUAUUGGUACCAUAACUGAAUUGUAGAUUGACUGAGGGAUCUUAAUCUUCGUCAUGUGCUGGAUUUGAUUGACAGUUAAGUACGGUAUGUGCUUUAAUUCUAAACUAGUCAGUGUAAGGCUGUACGAAGGAAAUGUAGGACAAAGUCCCUCACGGUUAAACUUUUUCCCCUUCCAAAACAAAAACUAUUGACUCCCAGCUUUUAAAUUUGAUAUUUUGGAAAUGAGGAUAUGGUUUGUUUGGACAAUAAGGCAGGUGAUUUUGUUUGGGGUAGGGGAAUUUGUCCAUAAUCCUUUGGAAGUACAUUUGGGGUUUUCUGGAUGGGAUAUAGGGUAGUAAAUUAAUUGAAUGAUAACAAUACUAAUAGACCCACAAAAAUAGGUGCUAUAUGUGAAGUCAAAAUUAUGAAAACCAUUUGGAUGUAUACUUUUCAGCCACUGAAAAAAUGUAUCUAGUCAUAAUUGGUUAAAUAAUUACUGUAUGGAAGAUGUAGUGCUUGUAAUUUUAUACUUCAUUCAGGUAUGAUAUUUUACCUGUUUCUAAGGCAACAUUUAGCUGAUCAAUAGUUCUACAAUUUAAAGUUAACCAUUCAAAGAAAUUUGUCUGUUCAGAAGGGCUUGUAAUUAAUCAGACCAUGUUUGGUCAAAAAUGUUGUAGGGCAAACAAAGCAUUUUUCUUUUGCAAAUGUCUGUAGUCCAAUUUGACAGCUUAAUAGUGCCUUGAUAAGUUAUGUAACUUACUGUAUGUAAAGCUAACAAGCUGUAUGUUGUAACUGCUAUAGAUGUUGGUGUGUACCUCAGUGCGAUUUACAGGAAAGUUUAUAUUGUUUAUUGUAGCACUUUGAGUAAUAUUUAUAUUGGGCUUAUUAUGAGAGAUGGUCCUAUCUACACAGGAGAUUUUUGUAUGUAGAUUUCAUCUGUCAACAGGGCUGUAAACAUAAGUGUUUAUUGAACAAUCUUGGUGUAAGAACAGAGUGUUUAUUGAACAAGCUGAUUUUUGUUGAACAAAUGUGAUGCAUAUUGAAAGAAUAUGGUGUUUAUUGCAAGAACACAAUGUUUGUGGAAGGAACAGGGUGUGUAUUGAAUUAUGUUUUGAAGUAGUUUAUGAAAAAUGCAUUAGCUUAUUAAUAGAACAUAUUGAAGAAACAUGAUGUAUAUUGAAAGAACAUAGUAUACAAUUGAUAAGCAUGCUGUCUGUUCGAUAGCCAUGAUAGUAUCAUUAAAAGAUCAAUUGUUUGUUGAAAAAAGUACAACAUGAUGUCUUUUGGAAAUUAAAAAAAAACAACAUUUUGUUUACUGAACAAACAUUCUGUGUUAUUGAAAGAACACGAUAUUCAUUAAACCAGUAUGUUAUGUUCAUUUUGAAAAGAAUAUAAUUCUUAAACAAACAUGAUGCUGAAUGUACAAAUCAAAAUGUUUAAUAAUAAACAACAUGUAGUUAACUGGACAAAUAUUGAUUUGGAAAAGUUAGAGAAUUAUGAGCUGAAGAGCUAUAUCGAUAUAGUAAGGAACAUGAGCAACUAGAACACAUUUUUAAAGUUCUUUGGAUUUCUCAGGACAAAAUACAGCAUUAAUACCAUUGUUCAUUAGAUUUUUGAUUUCAUAAGUUUUUUUUGUUCAUAAAACGUUACGUUUACAGCUCUGUAGCUUUACAAAUUUAAUUGCUGACUUUUGUUUACUGACUAAUGAAGAGUUGGGGGUUGAGAUUUAACCUCACUGUCAUCAUCCAAACAUUUCAAUAAACACUGUAAAUAUG
Mercenaria mercenaria is the source of this 13243-nucleotide messenger RNA. RefSeq names its product sodium- and chloride-dependent glycine transporter 1-like. Gene Ontology annotation, biological process: sodium ion transmembrane transport. The transcript is spliced from 16 exons. Gene Ontology annotation, cellular component: membrane. NCBI's taxonomy places the organism in Eukaryota, Metazoa, Mollusca, Bivalvia, Venerida, Veneridae. The record is from RefSeq and is a predicted model, not a curated record. The coding region runs from base 511 to 2610 and encodes 699 amino acids.